AGUUGGAGAUCUGCAGGUACAGACCGUGACGUAACAAGGGGGCGGGGCUUUCAAUAGAGAAGAACUCAGGCGAGGAAACCGAAGGCCAAGUCCCCAGUAGCUCGCCGUGAUCGUAUAGUGGUUAGUACUCUGCGUUGUGGCCGCAGCAACCUCGGUUCGAAUCCGAGUCACGGCAUUGCGAGAGCAGUGGCACGGCAGGGGAUUUGGUUUUUAUUGCUGUCCUCCAUUUUUAUUUCGAGUUUGUAACAACAUUCUCGAAAAUGGAUCCCAGUCCCCUCGUGCCAGUUGGAAAGGACGUUUACGUCAUGCCAGCUCUGGCUAAAUUGGACCUCGGAAGAAUAUAGGCUUCCUGUUACCGCGGCUACGCGCUAUACCGUUCACUGGAGACAAAGCACAGAGCGCUCACAAGGCUAAUAAGUGUUGUCAUAGGCAUAUAUAUGAAUUUCCAUAGCAGCGCUGGAAGAGGACUCCCGAUAAUAAUAGGAAGAGAAGGCUUCACAGAGGAGGUGAUUUUUGAAGUAGCUCUUAAAGUCAGAAAAGGAAUUUUCCGAGCAGCCAGGAUAAUCUCGUGUGCACAGACUCCUUAUUUUAUGGUGUAAUGCUUAAAAUGCAAGACUUUGAAUCUGGCAAACCUCACCCAAGUCUCAGAGAGCCUUGCUGUGAUGACCUCACCUCCAUAUCCUUGGUUCAUAGCAAGUUCCUCGGCUUCCACGAGGUGCUCAACAGCCUGCUUCCAGGAGUCCGUACCCUGUUGGCAAUCCUAGAAGACUAUGCGGACCCAUUUGACGUUCAGGAGACUGCUGAAGGCCCAGCAGGAGCUUCAGGAGCUCCAGAGAAGGUCCCUGAAAAUGAUGGCUACAUGGAGCCCUAUGAGGCCCAAAAGAUGAUGGCUGAGAUCCGGAGCUCCAAGGAGACAGCAGCUCAGCCCCUGCCUCUGUAUGACACGCCCUAUGAGCCAGAGGAGGAGGGGACCACCCCAGAGGGUGAGGGGACCUCCUGGCCCCGGGAGUCCCGUCUGCCAGAGGAUGAUGAGAGGCCCCCUGAGGAGUAUGACCAGCCCUGGGAAUGGAAGAAGGAGCGGAUUUCCAAAGCCUUUGCAGUUGACAUUAAGGUCAUCAAAGACCUACCUUGGCCUCCACCGGUGGGACAGCUGGACAGCAGCCCCUCCCUGCCUGAUGGGGACAGGGACAUCUCCGGUCCAGCCUCACCCCUCCCUGAGCCCAGCCUGGAGGACGGCAGCGCCCAAUUUGAAGGAUCUGAGAAGAGCUGCCUGUCACCUGGCCGGGAGGAGAAGGGGCGGCUACCUCCCCGACUCUCUGCAGGGAACCCCAAGUCAGCCAAGCCCCUAAACGUGGAACCCAGCAGCCCCCUGGGGGAGUGGACAGACCCAGCACUGCCUCUGGAAAACCAGGUCUGGUACCACGGGGCCAUCAGUCGAACAGAUGCCGAGAACCUGCUCCGCCUGUGCAAAGAGGCCAGCUACCUGGUGCGCAACAGUGAGACCAGCAAGAAUGAUUUCUCCCUGUCCCUCAAGAGCAGUCAGGGCUUCAUGCACAUGAAGCUGUCCCGGACCAAGGAACACAAGUACGUGCUGGGCCAGAACAGCCCGCCCUUCAGCAGCGUCCCUGAAAUCGUGCACCACUACGCCAGCCGCAAGCUGCCCAUUAAGGGGGCCGAGCACAUGUCCCUGCUCUACCCUGUGGCCAUUCGGACUCUGUAGAUGUGAGGGCGGGCACUGUGACAAAUCUGGACCCAGCCCCGUGCCCAUCCCCUGGCUGAGGGCUGUGGUCCUUCCCAGGGACAAGUUCUGUCAAACCUUUCUUCCCUUCUCCCUGAGAGCGAGUGGAAGCUGGAGAUUCCUUAAUUUAUUCUAAAGGGGAAGCCCUACUGGGGCCUUGGAGUAAAAAGGUUGUCGGAGCUGAGGACAGAGGAAUCCCUGGGGAGAAAGGAUAGCCCCUGGAGGAAGGGGACUUCAGAUCCGCUGGUGUCCUGAGGAGUUUAAGAUCUGCAGCUCCCCGCCAUUUUCGCCCUUAGGGCACAGAUGGCGACCCCCCCACCCCUUCCCCACCACCUCCUUCCCCCUGGGUCAAUGCGGGGUGGGGCAGGACGCGGUCCUGCGGGGCGCCCUGGCCAUCUCUCCGCCUCCACCCCCACACCACCGGCGGGCUCCGUCCAGAGUCUGGUGAGGGGCUUGGGGAAGGAAGACCCCUAGGGUGGCGAUAGCAUUGAAGGUAGGGAAAAGAGGGGAAGGGCUCGGGAUGGAGGGAACUUGCGCAGUCCCCGAGCCGCCCCGGCUCUCGGCCAGAUGCAAUAAAUAAACCCAGUCCUGCCAGGCA
This is a messenger RNA of Panthera uncia (snow leopard), 2336 nucleotides long. RefSeq names its product Src homology 2 domain containing F (gene SHF). The record is from RefSeq and is a predicted model, not a curated record. The transcript is spliced from 8 exons. Lineage: Eukaryota; Metazoa; Chordata; Mammalia; Carnivora; Felidae. Gene Ontology annotation, molecular function: phosphotyrosine residue binding. The coding region runs from base 599 to 1720 and encodes 373 amino acids.